Molecule: messenger RNA, 5064 nt
Organism: Grammomys surdaster
Lineage: Eukaryota; Metazoa; Chordata; Mammalia; Rodentia; Muridae
Gene: Frmd5
Product: FERM domain containing 5
Exons: 14
Coding region: 231-1943 (570 amino acids)
Cellular component (GO): cytoskeleton
Molecular function (GO): cytoskeletal protein binding
Source: RefSeq, a predicted model, not a curated record
GGGCAGUGGGGCGCCCGGGAGAGAGCCCAGCUUGCUUGGGGUUUGGGGGAGGCGGUGGUGUCUCUGUAGAAGGAAGAAGAGUGGGUCGGGAGGAGGCAGCGGUGGCGAUCCGGCCAGGGUGAUGGUGCAGGUGCUAAGGGCCGGCGCGGAGGUGCCGCGCUGAGGAGCGACGGGUCCGGAGUCCGCAGCGCCGCCGCGUCGCUCCCGAGGACGGGCGAGCGGGCGGGAAGAUGCUGAGCAGGUUGAUGAGCGGCAGCAGCAGGAGUCUGGAGCGCGAGUACAGCUGCACCGUGCGGCUGCUGGACGACAGCGAGUACACCUGCACCAUCCAGAGAGAUGCCAAAGGCCAGUACCUGUUUGAUCUCCUUUGCCACCACCUGAACCUACUUGAGAAAGACUACUUUGGGAUUCGUUUUGUGGACCCAGAUAAACAGCGGCAUUGGUUGGAGUUUACAAAGUCAGUGGUGAAGCAGCUAAGAUCCCAGCCUCCAUUCACCAUGUGUUUCCGUGUGAAGUUUUACCCUGCUGACCCCGCUGCCCUGAAAGAGGAAAUAACCAGGUACUUAGUCUUCCUGCAGAUCAAAAGGGAUCUCUACCACGGCCGUCUUCUCUGUAAAACGUCGGAUGCUGCCUUGUUAGCGGCCUAUAUCCUUCAAGCGGAGAUUGGGGAUUAUGACCCGGGAAAGCACCCUGAAGGCUACAGCUCCAAGUUCCAAUUUUUCCCGAAACAUUCAGAGAAACUGGAAAAGAAAAUUGCCGAGAUUCACAAGACGGAACUCAGUGGUCAAUCACCAGCAACAUCUGAGCUGAAUUUCUUAAGAAAGGCCCAGACGUUAGAGACCUAUGGAGUGGACCCUCACCCAUGUAAGGAUGUGUCAGGAAAUGCUGCGUUUCUGGCAUUCACUCCUUUCGGGUUUGUUGUUCUUCAAGGAAACAAGAGGGUUCACUUCAUUAAAUGGAAUGAGGUGACCAAGCUGAAAUUUGAAGGAAAGACUUUCUAUUUAUAUGUAAGUCAGAAAGAGGAAAAAAAGAUUAUUCUCACGUAUUUUGCUCCAACUCCAGAAGCCUGCAAGCACCUCUGGAAAUGUGGAAUUGAGAACCAAGCCUUCUACAAGCUGGAGAAGUCAAGCCAAGUCCGCACAGUGUCCAGCAGCAAUUUAUUCUUUAAAGGGAGCCGGUUCCGAUACAGUGGCCGGGUUGCAAAGGAAGUAAUGGAGUCAAGUGCCAAGAUCAAACGGGAACCGCCAGAGAUCCACAGAGCAGGGAUGGUCCCUAGCCGCAGCUGUCCUUCCAUAACCCAUGGCCCACGACUGAGCAGUGUCCCCAGGACACGAAGAAGAGCUGUGCACAUCUCUAUCAUGGAAGGCCUUGAGUCCCUACGAGACAGUGCCCACUCCACACCAGUGCGGUCCUCUUCCCACGGGGACACCUUCUUGCCUCACGUGAGAAGCAGCCGGGCAGACAGCAAUGAACGUGUAGCUGUGAUAGCGGAUGAGGCCUAUAGCCCCGCAGACAGUGUGCUGCCCACCCCUGUAGCCGAGCACAGCCUGGAGCUGAUGCUGCUCUCCCGGCAGAUCAACGGAGCCACGUGUAGCAUUGAGGAGGAGAAGGAGUCAGAGGCCAGCACCCCAACUGCAACUGAGGCGGAGGCCCUGGGAGGAGAGCUGAGGGCCCUGUGUCAGGGGCACGGCGGGUCAGAGCAGGAACAGGUGAAUAAGUUUGUUUUAAGUGUCCUCCGUUUGCUCCUUGUGACCAUGGGACUCCUCUUUGUUUUGCUCCUCCUCCUGAUCAUCCUUACUGAGUCUGACCUUGACGUUGCUUUUUUCCGAGAUAUCCGCCAGACCCCUGAGUUUGAACAAUUCCACUAUCAAUACUUUUGUCCCCUCAGGCGAUGGUUUGCCUGCAAAAUCCGCUCAGUGGUGAGCCUGCUCAUUGACACCUGAGAAGGCAUGACUCCUCCCACUAACUAGCCAGGUGGACCAAGGAGCCCGGCUACUCAUUCCCAGCAAUGGGACCCAUCGGAACCAUCGGCACACACACCAAGUCCUCUCAUGACUCAAAGUCCACUGCAGCCUAGGAGGGUUGUUUCCCAGAAGAAGAAAGGGAUAUAGGCUAAUGCUCUGUAAACCGGGAAAAUUCAGUUUCUUCAGAGGCUCUUCCAAGAAAGGCUCAGCAACUCAAAUGUUUUUCAUCCUUCAAUAUGCAGGAUAAUUUUGGAGUUCGAACUUUAAUUUUCAUAGAUGUGUAUUAUUUUGAAAGUAUUCAAAUAAAAGUCAUUUAUUUUACUAUACUGACAUUGCAGUAGUGUCACCCAGUAGAUGGGGCACUAGCUCAAGACUCAGACUGUUGUCCUCUGUACCCUGCAACUUUCUCACUGGUGCCAGUAGGUUCCGGGAGACCCAGCAGGGCAAGCCAGGGACAGGCAGGAUUGGCUUCCUUGCCAGACAGAAAAGUUUAACAAGUAAAUUGUGUAGAAUGAUUAAAUAGAAAGUUGCUUCUUACGACAGUCUGAGUUGGAUUUUCUUUUCCUUUUGUUCUUUCAAAUCUGAGCAGAGUGGGCAUCUGAAGGGACCACCGCUACAGCAGCAGCAGCAGCAGGGGUGGGGUAAGUCUGUCCCCUUAGACUAGAGCCUAGUGGACAUCGGAGUUUUAUUUAAUAGUUUGGGUUUGUUUGUUUGUUUGUUUUCUGAAGAACCUCAAGACUUCUAGUACUUCCAGGGUGUUAAAGUGGUGCCAGAGUGUGCUGUCAGAAAUGUCCAACAGCAUAGUUACCAGAGACCUGUGCUGAGUCACAGAGAGCAGUGCUUGUCUUGUACAGUGCGACCCCCCCCAAAAAAACAACAACACUAUUUCAAGCUCUAUUUUAACAGCAAAAUGUUAUUUUCCUAUCUAUUCAUAUUUUGUUUUUACUUUAUGAAUUAAAAGAUGCAAGAGAGAAAGAGAUCUGAGGAAGACCUUGGGAAGAGCAGCAGCCUUGGAAGGGACCAGGGAACCCUGAGCAGACUCUAAACCAUGCCUACAAGCAACAGAGCUUGACUGUGGCAGAAACCAACACUUACUGUAGGAAUGCCACCCAUAGGGUCAACCUCUGCUCCUGGAAACAAGGUCAGGGAGCACUUAGCGUGGCUCACAGCAGCAUAGGGACACACACACACACACACACACACACACACACACACAGAUGAGCAGCAGUCCCCAGGCCUCUACACUUCUUACCACCAAUAACAAACAAAAGCUUGUUUUCAUCUCAGGGAGACCGCUAAGUCAUCUGAGGCCCGAGGACUCAUGUAAAGGACAGAAAGGACAGUCAAGGGGCACACUCCUGGGACCAGAAAACAGUGGAGCAGCACAGCCCCAAAUGCAGGACACACUGGGCUGUACUAUAUUCGAGCUCCUCUUAUUUUGUUGCCUGGGGUGGAACCAUGUCCACAUUCAGAAUAUGGCAGCCAUUAAAAACAAAAACCAACAACAACAAAACAACAUCAACAACAAAACAAUGGGGUUUUGAAGAUGCAGGGAGGGCAUUUACAAAUUUUAAAGAUGACAUUCUUAUCUAGACCAGAGGACAACAAAUUUCUUUUAAUACAAUUUUGAUUUUGUGGACCAUGCUCUGCCACCCUAGCACGCCUCUGAUAAUGCAUGCAUAAAAUAACAUGGCUUGUUCCAAAACUUUAUUAAGGCAUAGGGCUGAGGAAGUGUAGCUCAGAGGGAAGAGUACGUUUCUAGCAUGUAUAAGACCCUGGAUUUGACUGCUAACAAUACACAAAACCAAGUGUGGUAGCAUAUACCUGUGGUCCCAGGAUUCAGCAGGGAGGCAAGAAUCAGCUCAAGGUAAUCCUAAGUCACAUAGUUAGGCCAGUCUGGGAUACAUGAAAUGUUGUCUCGGACCACUGGCUUCCCACUUCCAAAAAAUAAACCUAAAAUUAACUGCAGCAUGCUGAGAGACUGGUCCCCAGCCGUAAGAUGCAAACCUUGGCCUAGACCCGGCCAGCUUCGAUUGUUAUUUUGCGUAAGAUACCCAGAACCAUUUCCCAAUGGGGGCUUUUCGGGGUGCUCCAACAACCAACCAGCAGUGAUGUGUCAUCUGAUACCAAGGUCAAGUACUGCCACUGUGAACAUCGGUGACGCUAAGCAUGGUUCCAGGCCUAUCCGAUCAUUCCCGUACCAGCAACAAUUUGUGUAAGAUCUAAAACAUUUACCAUGUAAGACAAACUGAGGGGAUCCGAGUAAAGAGAUCACUUAAAAGCAAUGAGCCACUGCCACUUGUCAACUGCAUAGCAAAGGUUUACUUAGCACAAGACUGAUGGCAAAGGCUAUUGGGAAACAGGGCUGGUGUGAACCGGGAUUUCUAUUCUUAUGCAACACAGCAGAUUGCCUUCUAGUGUGGUGCUCCUACCUCAGUUUGUAGAACCCAGCGUCUAUGCAGUGAGUGGUAAGCCUUGCCUCUGACCUUUCAUAGCCUCGAGAGGGAGGCAGCCUGCCAUUGCCUGGUGUGUUUCUUGUGUCUAGAGUCCUAACAGUGCUGCGGUCUGUGCCAUUUCCAACAUGUGACCCGGAACCUUCAGGUCGUUCCCCUUUGCCCCCCAAGGUUUAGCCCAGAAAAUAAGGACAGAAAAGGCUUCCUUCGAUUUGGUUUCCAAAUAAUUUUCAAUAGUUCAGUAACAAACUCUCUUUACUGGUGACUAGUGUUUUUCAGUAUUUUCCCAUCAUUACAAAAGUUUGAGCUUUCAGUCUGGUUUUGCUGUGUUCUAUGUCUCUUCUUUCCUCUCAGAAUUAGUUGGUCUCACUGUAGAAAAGCAGAUCUGCAUCAUUGAUCAGAGGAAAUACCUACUGAAUAGUGGACUGCACCUUUAAGCAGUAGAGGAUAAACUACCUACAAAUGUGAAUUUCUUAGUUUCAGUUAAAAGUAUACAGCUGUUAACCUUCCGUGUGCCAAAUCUCUUUUAAGUUACGUUUUCCUUCAAAGCAAUGUACUUUUUUCUACAUAUGUAGUAUGUAGUUAGCAUAAAAUCAUUGGUGCCAUGAAGAUUAUUUUUAAACUCAAUAAAUAUUUAAAUACCAUAA